GUCAUCCGCUGUGUUUGAGAAAAGCACUUGACGGCACCCGUAGCCGCAUCCCAGACUCAGCGCUGCCGUCACAACAAGAGAAAGAGGAUAAUAAGUUAUUAGUCCGCUGACAGAAAAAUAAUCCUCCAGAGCUGCUAACAUAUUAUUUCAGAAUGUCUGACAAAAGUGAGCUGAAAGCAGAGUUAGAGAGAAAGAAACAACGACUGGCUCAGAUCAGAGAGGAGAAGAAGAGGAAAGAGGAAGAGCGCAAGAAGAAAGAGCUGGAUGGACGGAGGGAGGGAGCGUCUCCUCCGCAGGAUGACUCUGAUCUGGAGAGGAAGAGGAGGGAGGCAGAGGCUCUGCUGCAGAGCAUGGGGAUAGUGGACGCCUCCAUGGUGCAACCUCUGCGUGUGGUAACAGAGGAUACGUGUCUGUUUCACUAUUUAGUCCCCCCUCCCAUGUCCCCCUCGGCCAAAUCAGUGGGCACACCCAGUGAAACGGGCAGCCAGGACUCAGGAGACGGCGGCACGGGGCCGAGGACUCUUCAUUGGGACUCUGACCCCUCUACUCUACUGCUCCAUUCAGACUCUCAGCUCGGACGUGGCCCGUUGAAACUAGGCAUGUCAAAGGUCACGCAGGUGGACUUCCCGCCGAGAGAGCUGGUGUCGUACUCAAAAGAGACUCAGACGCCCACACAGACUCAUCACAAAGAUAAUGAGGAAGAGGAGGAGGAAGAUUUGGCAGUGGUGCAGCCUGCUCCGGAGAAUCAAGAUGAGAAAGACUCUCAGAAAGAGGAAGAGGAAGCGCUCCCUCAUGAGCUGACGGAGGAAGAGAAACAGCAGAUUCUUCACUCGGAGGAGUUCGUGACUUUCUUUGACCACAGCUCUCGGAUCGUGGAGCGCGCUCUCUCCGAGCAGGUGGACGUGUUUUUCGACUACAGCGGACGGGCUCUUCAGGAUAAAGAGGGAGAGUCUCAGGCUGGAGCCAAACUCUCCCUGAACAGACAGUUUGCAGACGAGCGCUGGUCCAAACACAGAGUGGUCACCUGUCUCGACUGGUCACCGCAGUACCCGGAGCUGCUGGCGGCGUCAUACAGCAGUAAUGAAGACGCUCCACACGAACCCGACGGUGUGGCUCUCGUCUGGAACAUGAAAUAUAAGAAAACCACACCGGAAUAUGUCUUCCACUGCCAGUCUGCAGUGCUGUCAGCAGCGUUUGCACAGUUUCAUCCCAAUCUGCUGGUUGGAGGCACGUACUCGGGGCAGAUCGUCCUGUGGGACAACCGCAGUAACAAGCGCACCCCUGUGCAGAGGACGCCCCUCUCAGCUUCGGCUCACACGCACCCGGUGUACUGUGUGAAUGUGGUGGGGACGCAGAACGCUCACAAUCUCAUCAGCAUCUCCACCGACGGCAAGAUGUGCUCCUGGAGUCUGGACAUGCUGUCUACACCACAGGACAGUCUGGAGCUGGUGUUCAAGCAGUCUAAGUCAGUGGCCGUCACCUCCAUGUCAUUUCCUCUGGGUGACGUCAAUAACUUUGUGGUGGGCAGUGAGGACGGGUCGGUCUACAGCGCCUGCAGACACGGCAGUAAAGCGGGCAUCAGUGAGAUGUUUGAGGGUCAUCAUGGACCAAUCACAGGCCUCGACUGCCACACAGCGGCAGGACCAGUCGACUUCUCGCAUCUAUUUGUCACUUCCUCCUUCGACUGGACCGUCAAACUCUGGAGUAACAAGAACAAUAAGCCUCUGUACUCCUUCGAGGAUAAUUCAGACUACGUGUACGACGUCAUGUGGUCUCCCACACACCCCGCUCUGUUUGCCUGCGUGGACGGGGUCGGACAUCUGGACCUGUGGAACCUCAACAACGAAACUGAGGUUCCCACAGCGAGCGUGACGGUGGAGGGAAGCCCUGCGCUGAACCGCGUGCGCUGGACUCAGUCGGGACGAGAGGUGGCUGUUGGCGACUCUGAGGGCCAGGUGCACAUUUAUGACGUCGGAGAGCAAAUCUCAGUGCCGCGGCAGGACGAGUGGACGCGCUUCGUGCUCACGCUCACCGAAAUCAACGAGAACCGCGAAGACGUGGAGGAACUGGCUGCUCAGCGAUUGGCUGCAUGAUCACUAUAGCAACCCCUGCUGACCAAUGACGUUCCCCCUGCAUUUGCAUAUCCCCACCCUCUCUGAAGUUACUUUAGUAACAAUCUUACACUCUUUUUUUUAUUCUGGAGACAAAAGGAUUAUUUCAGAAAGCAAGACUUUGCUAUUAAUAAUUGAAGCACUUAGUGUCACGAAACAUUUUGGAGUUCUAAUCAUAGCGGGUUUGGUUGGUGAAAGUAGAAAAUAUCAGGUGGGAGUUUGAAUGUUUUUAUCUAUUUGUAGGAUUCGAGGCUGAUUUGGAGGAAAGGGAAACACUUCCAGUAUGCAAACUAUUGUACAGUAACUUCAGACACUAACGUAACUUACUACAGUAACAGAAGAAAUAUGCUUUUAAAGAGGUGGGAUAUUUUUUUAGAUUCCCCCCAGAUAAACGUUCACAUUAUUGGAUUAUUUAUAACUUUUUAACAAUGCAUUUUGUUUUUAGCUCAUAGAGACUGAACACGCGUUUGUAAAAACCGAAUCAGCACACUUUUAAUCAUGUAACUCCGUUCUUCUGAAUGCCUUAAAGCUAAUUUUAUAACACACACACACACGUAUCCACAAUCUUCCAGCACACAAAGCAUAACCCUCUUGGUGCUUGUUUAUUCCAGCACUUACGACUGAAUAUUUUUUUUUUUUUUUUGCCUUUGCAAAACAUCGGUAGAAAUCUCUAGAUCCGUUUUAAAAAUGUCCCAUGAUUUGUCAUUUGAAAAGGACUUGGAGAAAAACCAUGGUCCUUUUAAUUAGCAUUUCAGUUUAAUUCAAGUUUAUUUGUAUAGUGCUUUUCAUGUUGCAAAUAAUUGCAAUGCAGCUUUACAGAAAAUUAAACUUUCUACAUUAUAUUUAGUAAUAGCUUAUUAGUGGCAAUUCACAUUUCAAACUUAAAACUUCCCUUUGGCACAUAUUUAGACUAUUAGACGGUGUUAUUUUACCAUUCAUUUGACUUAACACGUUUUUCUUUUAAUGGUUAACCGUUAUGUGUUUUUACCAUUUUAAUCUGUAAUUUUACAUAUUUUAUUUGUAAUUUGACAAUAAUGCGACUGCUUUUACAAAAUGUUUAAAAUAUUUCAGUUUACUCAUUAUCUGUGGAUUUUAGUAGUAUUUAUGUAAUUUAUGUAUUUUCUUGACAUUGUAUAAGACCUGAAAUAGCUCCCUUUCUAACAAAUGUUAGCAUUUAGUAGUUUUUUAUGGAUGUUAUGUAAAUGUAAUCUGGACUUUAACUCUUUCCCUGCCAGUGUUUUUGAAAAAAAGUUACCAGCCACCGUCAGUGAUUUUGCUGAACUUCACUAUAAUUUCACAGCCCCCAGAACAUGUUGUUGUAUGUAUAUCUAAACACACAAUACAUCAAUCAACACUUGAUAUAUAGGUAGGAUUCAUAAAAAAGCAACAAGCGGAGAAAAUGUUUAGAUUACAUCCAUCAGUAAUCCCAAAGUUUGCACAGGUUACCACAUUCUGGAUUGAUAUUUCACUCGGUUAGCAUUGGUGAUCGCAUUAUUUUUCAUAUGCAUAGAUUUGGGAUCACUCCUUUCUGCGUCUUCAUGGUCUGUUGUUGUUGAACGCACUUUCUAGCCUCAUAAGCAUAAUAGCGCCCCUAGCGUAUAACAGUAGAAACGGAGCAUUUCGUGUUUGGUGGGAAGAGUUAAAAUAUUGCGGCUUUAAAUGGUUCAGAACAACUAAAAUAAAAUAUACUUGAUAAAAAAUAAAAAACGUAAUCCGUCCAUAAAGUCAAAUUAAGACAAACAUUCUUUACCAACGCUUGUCUGUUUCUUAUAAAUGUUGUUUUUCUGAAAUGAAGGAAGCUCUGGAUACUCACCUCAGUAUCUGACAUCUGAACAAAUUCAUAAGGGUCCCACAGUCAUGAAAAAACAGAUAUGAUCAGGGAAUUUUUAAAUCUAUAUGCUUCCAGCUCUAGAAAAUGUUAUAAAUAGAAUUAAAGUUUAAAUCUUCGAAAUGUCUAUAGCUUUUGGCUAAUGAUUGAUUGUUAAAUUAUUAUGAACAAUUUAUUAGUUACUGAUUAAUACCCAUACACAGUUAAUGGGUUAAUUUACUCAAUGAAUAUAAAUAACGUUUCAUUUUUUUAUAUUUUAGAUGCACAUUUAUUCAUAUUUGGUUAAAAUUCCCUCAUUUGGAUGGUAAUAUGAUUGGACUUUCAAAAGCACAGUGAGCAAAGUCCAAAAACAAGUCUAUCCGUAUGAAAAAUAUUUCCUCUGCUAGAAGCUGUGAUUUGUGCAUGCGUUUUUGAUCUCACGUGUGUUUGGUCCUCCAGCUUCACCAGUUCACUUCAUCACUGACCUCUUUUGUAGCUUGCAGAAAUAAACUCAAUAAAACCUUCACAAACUUGAAAUAAAA
Carassius gibelio (silver crucian carp) is the source of this 4460-nucleotide messenger RNA. RefSeq names its product dynein, cytoplasmic 1, intermediate chain 2b (gene dync1i2b). Lineage: Eukaryota; Metazoa; Chordata; Actinopteri; Cypriniformes; Cyprinidae. Gene Ontology annotation, molecular function: dynein light chain binding; dynein heavy chain binding. Gene Ontology annotation, biological process: transport along microtubule. Bases 153 to 2093 code for a protein of 646 amino acids. The record is from RefSeq and is a predicted model, not a curated record. Gene Ontology annotation, cellular component: cytoplasmic dynein complex. The transcript has 17 exons.